GUUUGAUCAAUUGGUGCAAGAGGAAAGCGUUGGUGUAGGAUUGAUAGACAAUGGCCACAGGACGAGGUGAAGAGCAAUGCGACGCCUCCAUAAUCACCCCAACUACAGAUGGGCAUGGAGGUUACCCAGUGGAAAUUUUCCCUGCGAGCUUUGAUGAUAAAUUCAAGUGUAACUACUGCAAUCUUAUACUGAAAGACCCAUUACAGGGCUUCUGCGGUCAUCGCUUCUGCAAAUCUUGUAUACAGUAUGUUCAGCAGCUGAGUGAGAGAGAGAAAAAGCCAGUGAAGUGCCAGGCAUGUUUGGCCGAUGGCAGCCCGGACGAAGAAUAUAUCACACUCAGAUCAGAACAGAUGUUCCCUGACAAUGCUGUGAAGAGAGAGAUGGCCAAUGUUAGCGUUGUGUGUGCCAAUAAGCCGUGCAAUUGGAAAGGACCUUUCAAACAAUAUGUCGUGAAUGUCUAUACCCUGCAGAAACACGAUACUGAAUGUCCCCACACACCUGUCUCUUGUACCUGUGGGAUGUUGAUCGCCAAGUCACGGAUGACUGAACACUUGAACAGGGAAUGCACCUCACGGAAAAUAGCUUGUAGAUAUUGCAACCAGCAGAUAGUCUUUGGACAGAAAGACGACCAUAACGCAGUCUGUCCCAAACAGCCUCUCUGCUGCGGCAGCUGUGGCAAGAAGAAGAUUCCCAGGGAAAAGAUGAAAGAACAUUUAGAGAAAGAAUGUCCAAACCCUCGACUUUUCUGUCCACUGGGCUGUGAAGAAAUGGUGGAGAAAUCUAAAAUGGAACAGCACCUGAAGACCAAUACAGCGCUUCAUUUGCAGAUGAUUGGUCAGAAAAUUGAAGCGAUCGACCAAGAGGUCCGAAACAGUUUGGCCUCAGGAGGGAUGGUCAGAGGUUUUGAGACUGCCAUCACAGAGCUAAAUCAGAGAGUCCAGGGGAUGGAAGAGGAUUUACGAAGAGUAGUAAGGGGAGGGUCAUCACUAGGCGCAACAGGAGGCGGGGACAACGGAGCAGCUAAUGCACAACUUGUUGAGCGUAUGAGGCACUACGAAGAACUCGUGACUGUGCUGCAUGGGGAAAACCAGCGCUGCAUCACAGCAUUGCAGAGUAUUGAACAACAGCGACAGGCUGACAGACAGAUUCUCGAAACGUACGAGCAGAAAAUCCGCACGCUCGAGAGAGUGGUUGCUCUGAAAGAUGUCAUGAUUUCAGAGAUGGACUUAAGGCUAUUGUCCGUGGAACUGGCGAGCUAUGACGGAACGCUCUGCUGGAAAAUUUCUGACUUCAGCCGAAAACGUCAGGAUGCUAUUACGGGCAGAACGACCAGUAUCUAUUCGCCGGCGUUCUACACAGAGCGUAUGGGCUACAAAAUGUGUGCACGUCUGUACCCAAACGGUGAUGGGAUGGGGAAAGGUUCUCAUCUGUCCUUGUUUUUCGUCUUGAUGAGGGGCCACUAUGACUCGUUGCUAAAAUUCCCCUUUAAGCAGAAAGUAACGCUGAUGUUACUUGAUCAGUCAGGACGAGACAACCCGGAAAACGUAGUGGACGCCUUCCGUCCAGACCCUUCGAGCUCCUCAUUCAAGAGGCCGAGCACGGAAAUGAACAUUGCCAGUGGCUGCCCGCUUUUCAUGCCGCUCCAACAGCUGGACGCUGCAGUGGGCAAAUACCUUAAGGAUGACACCAUCUUCAUCAAGGUCAUUGUAGACUGCCCAGGAGCUGGGAAAUGAUGGGAAAAAAAAUCCUCUAAGGUCUCCCAAGGGCCUCUGGCCUAGUUGUCUAAGGUCCCCUUACCUAAGACACAACCCCGUGUGGUUGGACACUGAGCGUCAGUCCGCCUUGACCUCACACC
Messenger RNA from Liolophura sinensis, 1855 nucleotides. RefSeq names its product TNF receptor-associated factor 2-like. Gene Ontology annotation, biological process: regulation of canonical NF-kappaB signal transduction; signal transduction; regulation of apoptotic process. The record is from RefSeq and is a predicted model, not a curated record. Gene Ontology annotation, cellular component: cytoplasmic side of plasma membrane; plasma membrane signaling receptor complex. Bases 51 to 1733 code for a protein of 560 amino acids. Gene Ontology annotation, molecular function: tumor necrosis factor receptor binding; zinc ion binding. Lineage: Eukaryota; Metazoa; Mollusca; Polyplacophora; Chitonida; Chitonidae. The transcript has 8 exons.